AUGGAAAUCAAAGAGGAAGGUGCGUCAGAAGAAGGCCAGCACUUCCUUCCCACACCCCAGGCAAAUGAUACUGGGGACUUCCCGCUGACAAAUAUUCAGAAGACUCCAAAUGAACCUCAGUUGGAAUUUGUCCUCGGACUUCUAAAAAGCAAAGAUUUGUUUGAGGGUUUGGUAUAUUUCAAAAUACAAAUAAAGUCGUCCUAUUUGCAUCCCGGACAACAGGGGUAUCUGAAGGAGGCAGAAGCAAUUAGAGGAACAAGAGACCCACUGUUUUUGACCGGCGUCACAUUCCCACCUGAGUAUCCCAUCUAUGAGGAGACCAAAAUAAAACUCACAGUCUAUGAUGUCAAGGAUAAAUCUCAUGACACCCGAAGCUUCCUGGGCUAUGCCAGUUUUAAAGUGGGGGAACUACUGAAGUCAAAGGAGCAACUGCUAACCCUGAGCCUGAGAACUUCAGAUGGUGGCAAAGUUGUUGGCACUGUAGAAGUCAGUGUCGUGAAGAUGGGGGAGAUUGAGGAUGGAGAAGCCGACCACAUCACGACAGAUGGACAGGCACAAAAGGUAGGAACACCUGCAAAAAUACUAGAUCCAAAUGAGGAGGAAAGAGAAAGAAAACAGAAGCUGUAUUUUAGAGAAAAUCAGACAGCAAAGUGGAUUCCAAUAAGUUCCCGACUUAUGAACGAGUUCCGUUCCUGGGGAACGUUCGUGAAUCAGAUUCAUUUGAGCUCAGAAAAUGUCACCCACAAAACUUUCUCGGAAAAUCUACUUGAAGGGUCCUCUUUCAAAUCCAGCAGCAGCAAAGGAGAGAAAACAUUAGAAUUUGUUCCAAUCAAUUUACAUCUGCAGAGAAUGCAUGUUCACAGCCCUCAUUUGAAAGAUGCUCUCUAUGAUGUCAUCACUGUGGGAGCCCCAGCUGCCCAUUUUCAGGGAUUUAAAAAUGGCGGUCUUCGGAAACUACUCCACAGAUUUGAAACAGAAAGAAGAAACACUGGAUACCAGUUUAUUUACUAUUCACCUGAAAACACAGCUAAAGCAAAAGAAGUUCUCAGCAACAUCAAUCAACUACAACCUCUGAUAGCAACCCAUGCAGACCUCCUGCUUAGUUCUGCAAGCCAGCAUUCUCCAGACAGCCUGAAGAAUUCUUUAAAGAUGCUUUCAGAAAAAACAGAGCUUUUUGUACAUGCCUUUAAGGAUCAGCUGGUCAGAAGCGCCCUUUUAGCACUUUAUACUGCUAGGCCGGGAGGCGUCCUGAACAAGCCACCCUCUCCGAAGAACAGCACAGAGGACAGCUGUCCCCAGGACCCACCCCCGCCAAUGCGGAGGCAGGACUCCAUACCCCAUCAUUCAGACUACGAUGAGGAAGAGUGGGAUAGGGUGUGGGCCAACGUGGGGAAGAGCCUCAACUGCAUUAUCGCCAUGGUGGACAAACUGAUUGACAGGGAUGGCGGCAGCGAAGGCAGCAGUGAAGGCAGCAGAGAUGGAGAGAAGGAGCCUUCUGUGGUGGAUUCCGUUAUAACGCAUCCAAGGGAGGACUGGUAUGAGCAGUUGUAUCCCCUCAUCCUUACCCUGAAGGACUGCAUGGGAGAAGUGGUGAGCCGAGCCAAGCAGUCCCUGACCUUCGUGCUGCUUCAGGAACUUGCAUGCAGCUUGCCCCAGUGUCUGAUGCUGACCUUGAGAAGAGACGUCGUCUUCAGCCAAGCAGUAGGUGCCCUUGUUGCAAGCAUAGCCCUUUGCUGGGUUGUGCAGUGCUAG
Molecule: messenger RNA, 1752 nt
Organism: Hipposideros armiger (great roundleaf bat)
Lineage: Eukaryota; Metazoa; Chordata; Mammalia; Chiroptera; Hipposideridae
Product: type II inositol 3,4-bisphosphate 4-phosphatase-like
Exons: 14
Coding region: 1-1752 (583 amino acids)
Cellular component (GO): cytoplasm
Molecular function (GO): phosphatidylinositol-3,4-bisphosphate 4-phosphatase activity
Source: RefSeq, a predicted model, not a curated record